CGGUGGGCGCAGUGAGCGCAGUCACAGCAGGACACAUCCGGUCGGCCUUGUCGUUUGGUAGAUAAUAUCGGAUAGCCGCUAUCAGAUUGGAAAUUUCCUUGGACGACAGAACACGACAAACCGUUUCAAGCAUUCUCUUGUAGCAGCCGCUGGGCUUCAGUGCCGUGUUCUUCUGUCGUGCCUUUGGAUUACAUCGCAACGAUCGGUGUGCACGCUUGGAAACAUGACUUUUGCACCAUGCUCACCUGAAGCCACACAAGAACACCUUCAGGUCCGGUCUUUAUCACUCUGUUGCAAGGAAGGUGAGGCAUCUGAUGAAACGCCAAGCGAUACAGCUGCCUAUCGGGAGCCUGGUCGUGGCAACCCGUUCAUCGAGCCGGAGAUUUCCGACUUCUGGACUACACUGGUUCGCGACAUCACCGAAAGGCAAGCAUGGAGAGUGAAGGCAUUCGACGACAACAGUGAACGCUUGCUGGAUGCCUACUCCGAAGAUGUGCGCCAUUACCCACUUCCAGAGGAAAGAAUCCGCAUGAAGCAUCGCAGGAACGCGGCCCUCAAGCUCAGAGCGGAUCCGGAGCGCUGGUCCCGACUCGUUUUGGCUGGGCUGAGAGAACUGGCUGCGGACACACCGGGCCCGGCCACUGCUGCCAUAGGCCGCUCCGGCCUGCUGUACGCCUUCCGAGACUUUGCGACGCACAUUCGCUACUUCCGGAUCACGCGUGGCCUCAUGGAAGCGGCGGGCGUGGCCGUGCCGCUGACUGCCAACGCGUCUUCGUCCGUACACGACGUGGACAAGCUGGACCCCGUGAUGCUGGCGGGAUACUGUGAGCGCUGGGAAGACGUUCGCGACACAGCUCUGUGGCACGCCUGCCUCGAAUACCACUACGCCAUCAACACGCACCACCAGCAGAACGAAUUGUGGCACAUGGAGGAAAGCGAGACCAAGGAGGAACAGUGCUGCCGGGCGCUGCCAGAGUUGCUGUGUGACAAGGCGUCGCGCAAGUUGCAGAAGGAUCUGAACGGCGUGGUUUCUCCGACGAUGUGGUCCGUGGAGACACAGUUCUACCUGGGAAUGCCCGACAAGUGGUUCGACCGUGCACUGGAAAUGGCCGCCUCGCUGGCUUCGUGUCGUAAAAUACACCAGGACCGACACUUUACGCGCUUAACACAGCACCUUGGCUGUGCGACGCAUGUGCUCCUUCUGUUAGCUUUAUUUUUCCGAGUUGCUAUAUAGUGGCUAGCGCAGCUGGCAACCUACACGAAGCUAUUUUCUUUUUGUUUUUCAUAUACUGAUCGGACGAAAUUUAUCACCUCGUUAUCUGGCUGACAUAGUGCCUUCUGCUGUGCAUGUAGCGCUACUCAUGAGCAAUGACACGCAUUUGUUUUGGCUCUUGAGCAAAGCUUUGUUGACGUCCUUUUGGUCUCUUGUAGCCUUCGGUACACAUUGUUCACGGAACCUGUUGAAUUUGGGCAUAGAUUUUCGCAGGCGCAUGUCGACAUAUUGAAAGCUGCUAAGACGCCUGACAAAGCACGUGAAUGACAUGUUCGUCGACUGAGUGCUAAUAAACGUGGGGGAAUUUAUACUGACUGUGUCGAUUUAAAUUCACUACGAAAAAAAUUGGAGGACGUUUAAGCUUCACCUUUAAGAGUGGAACGCGACAGCGUUAUCGGGCCCUGUUCGCGUCGCAUUUUUCUUUAUGAGUAGGCUUCACUGCAACACACAACCUGAGAAUGCCAGCUUACAAAGACCAAGCUUA
This is a messenger RNA of Dermacentor silvarum, 1757 nucleotides long. RefSeq lists its product as uncharacterized. The record is from RefSeq and is a predicted model, not a curated record. The transcript is spliced from 5 exons. Bases 224 to 1234 code for a protein of 336 amino acids. Lineage: Eukaryota; Metazoa; Arthropoda; Arachnida; Ixodida; Ixodidae.